AUGGCCAAAUGUGUAUCACUGGAUAAUCCAAAUGUACUACCAGAAAUAUGUUUCCAUUUAUCCAGCCAUGAUAGAAAUCUUUAUAAGUAUCUGAUAUUUUCAUUACUUGUGCUCGAGAGUGGUUUCAGCAUUGCAUCCUUAAAACGGAUAUCUUUACCAGGAGGAGAGAUAUGGAGGCUCCCCGCAGAGCAGAGAGGCAGGAGGCUGAUCCUGGUGACUGAGCAGGGAGCAGUGGGGGACAUGAGGGCGUUGCUCGCCGUGGGGGCCGACGUGGGGGCGAGGGGUGGGGCGAGGGGGUGGACUGUCCUGCACGUCGCAGCAUCCAGUGGAGACGUCGAGGCGACACGGCUGCUGGUGGAUGCGGGGGCGGCAGUGGACGCCAGGAUCACCUGGCAGCAGUGGACACCUCUGUGUGUGGCUGCGGAGAGGGACAGAGCCGCUGUGGCGCGGCUGCUGUUGCGGGCUAACGCCGACCACAAGGCCAGGGAUGGCAGUGGGUGGACGCCGCUGCACUUGGCUGCACGCUGUGGCAACGCAGAAGUGGCGGCUGCCCUGCUCCAGGCGGGGGCCGAAAGGGAUGCCACAACUGGUGACAGUGGGGCCACAGCAGUGGACCUCGUCAGGGAGAACAAGGACAGUCGGCUGAUGGAGAUGCUGUCAUGA
Messenger RNA from Schistocerca piceifrons (Central American locust), 663 nucleotides. Its product is annotated as ankyrin repeat and protein kinase domain-containing protein 1-like. Gene Ontology annotation, molecular function: protein binding. The record is from RefSeq and is a predicted model, not a curated record. The coding region runs from base 1 to 663 and encodes 220 amino acids. NCBI's taxonomy places the organism in Eukaryota, Metazoa, Arthropoda, Insecta, Orthoptera, Acrididae. The transcript is spliced from 3 exons.